Lolium perenne is the source of this 1712-nucleotide messenger RNA. RefSeq names its product protein CANDIDATE G-PROTEIN COUPLED RECEPTOR 7. Gene Ontology annotation, cellular component: membrane; Golgi apparatus. The record is from RefSeq and is a predicted model, not a curated record. Gene Ontology annotation, biological process: transport. Lineage: Eukaryota; Viridiplantae; Streptophyta; Magnoliopsida; Poales; Poaceae.
GCCCCCGUGCUUUCAUGGUCCUCCCUAAAACACGCCAUGGUCAUAGAGAAGCCGCUUGUCCAUUACCAUUGCCGGUCCUCCUUCACGACGCGCACAGCAUGCACUAGGCAAAUCCUACUCCCGAAUGUGAAAGGUAAAAUGUAUGAAGAACGAUUGAUGCACAGCGUUGCAUGACAUGCGCACCGGCUCCAUGGGCACCUCGGUCGCCGCCACAGUCGCCGUUGCCGUCACGGUCGUCCUCGUGCUCGCGGGGGUAACCCAUGCCGAGAUCAGGACGACGCUGAUCGUGUCAGACGCGCGGCCAUUGAUCCUCUUCGAGCAGUUUGGCUUCGCGCGUGGCGGCAAGGCCGCCCUCUCCAUACGCCGCUCGGCAUGGAGACUCCGGCCGGGAUCACGCCUCACCGGAGUCGACCCCACCCUUAUGGGGUUCGUCCUCAUUUCCGGAGCCCAGUUUCCCAAGAUCAACAAUGCGUCCGAGUACGCCGCCGCCGAUCCAGGAGGCAACAGCGGCGGCGGCGGUUUCUGCGUGCUGACGAGCGGAUACGCCGUCCCGAUGAUCCGGCUCAGCGACGUCCCGGCAGGCGGCGCCACCAGCAUCCUGCCUAUUGACGACCCAGAUGAGUACGCGGUCGUGUUCAACAACUGCCAAGAGGGCGUGGAGGUCACCUUGGACGUGCGCACCGAGAUGUACAACGUGCAGGGCGGCGUCCCCGACGGGCAGAGAGACUACCUCCCCGUGGGGCUCCAGCCGCUGCCGACCAUCUACACCGUCGUGUCGGCGGUGUACUUCGCGUUCCUGGUGGUGUGGGCGUGGGCGUGCCUGCGGAGGCGCGCGACGGCGGAGCGGAUCCACGUGGUGAUGGGCGCGUUGCUUCUGUUCAAGGCGCUCAAGAUGGCGUGCGCGGCGGAGGACACAUGGUAUGUGGAGCGCACGGGCACGCCGCACGGCUGGGACGUUGCGUUCUACGUGUUCGGUUUCUUCAAGGGAGUCCUGCUCUUCACCGUCAUCGUGCUCAUCGGCACCGGCUGGUCCUUUCUCAAACCUUACCUCCAGGAGCGGGAGAAGAAUGUGCUGAUGAUAGUGAUCCCGCUGCAAGUGAUCGAGAACCUGGUGCUGGUGGUGAUCGGGGAGACCGGGCCCACGGGGAGGGACUGGGUGGUGUGGAACCAGCUCUUCCUGCUCGUCGACGUCGUCUGCUGCUGCGCCGUCUUCUUCCCCAUCAUCUGGUCCAUCCGGGCCCUGCGCGACGCAUCCAAGACCGACGGCAAGGCCGCGCGCAACCUCCACAAGCUCACCCUCUUCAAGCGGUUCUACGUCGUCGUCGUCGGCUACCUCUACUUCACCAGGAUCAUCGUUUCCGCCUUCCUCGCACUCCUCAGCUACAGGUACCAGUGGGGCGUCAACGUCGCCGUCGAGGCCGCAAGCUUCGCAUUCUACCUCUUCGUCUUCUACAACUUCCAUCCAGUCGAGAAGAACCCCUACCUCUACGUUGGGGACGACGAGGAGGAGUCGGCAGGUGGGCAGCUCGAGAUGGACGACCGUGCUUUCUGAACUUUCGUUCAUACUCCACAAACCAUGCAUGGCCGUUUCCAAGUUUUGUAGCACAUGAUCGAUGUUAACGGUUCAUACAAAUAUACUCCUAGUAUUAGUUUGUCUCCUGCCCUGUACAGCUAAUUAAUCUGUUCCAAGAGGUUGACAUAUGUAAGUGGAU